AUGCUUGCCAAUUCAGGCAACGUGAGGAUUCUCAUCAAGGGAGGCAAGGUGGUGAACGAUGACUGCACCCACGAGGCUGAUGUCUACAUAGAGAAUGGCAUCAUCCAGCAGGUGGGCCGUGAGCUCAUGAUCCCUGGCGGGGCCAAGGUGAUCGAUGCCACUGGGAAGCUGGUGAUCCCUGGAGGCAUUGACACCAGCACCCACUUCCAUCAGACCUUCAUGAAUGCUACGUGUGUGGACGACUUCUACCAUGGGACCAAGGCGGCCCUCGUUGGAGGCACCACCAUGGUCAUUGGUCACGUCCUGCCCGAUAAGGAGACCUCCCUCGUGGAGGCGUACGAGAAGUGCCGGGGUCUAGCCGACCCCAAGGUUUGCUGUGACUACGCCCUGCACGUGGGGAUCACCUGGUGGGCACCCAAGGUGAAAGCAGAAAUGGAGACACUGGUAAGGGAGAAGGGUGUCAACUCGUUCCAGAUGUUCAUGACCUACAAAGACUUGUAUAUGCUUCGGGACAGUGAGCUGUACCAGGUGUUGCACGCUUGCAAGGACAUUGGAGCAAUCCCCCGAGUCCAUGCUGAGAAUGGGGAGCUUGUGGCCGAGGGUGCCAAGGAAGCGCUAGAUUUGGGUAUCACUGGCCCAGAAGGAAUCGAGAUCAGCCGCCCAGAGGAGCUGGAAGCUGAAGCCACUCACCGAGUCAUCACCAUUGCAAACAGAACUCACUGCCCGAUCUACCUGGUCAACGUGUCCAGCAUCUCGGCCGGUGAUGUUAUUGCAGCUGCUAAGAUGCAAGGGAAGGUUGUGCUGGCUGAGACCACCACGGCGCAUGCCACGCUGACCGGCUUACACUACUACCACCAGGACUGGUCCCACGCGGCCGCCUACGUCACGGUGCCUCCACUGAGACUGGACACCAACACCUCAACCUACCUCAUGAGCCUGCUGGCCAAUGAUACUCUGAAUAUUGUGGCAUCAGAUCACCGGCCUUUCACUACGAAGCAGAAAGCUAUGGGCAAGGAGGACUUCACCAAAAUCCCGCAUGGAGUGAGUGGCGUGCAAGACCGCCUGAGUGUCAUCUGGGAGAGAGGAGUGGUUGGCGGAAAGAUGGACGAGAACCGUUUUGUGGCCGUUACCAGUUCCAAUGCAGCAAAGCUUCUCAACCUGUACCCCCGCAAAGGCCGCAUCAUCCCCGGAGCUGACGCCGACGUGGUGGUGUGGGACCCCGAAGCCACAAAGACCAUCUCAGCCAGCACCCAGGUGCAGGGAGGAGACUUCAACCUGUACGAGAACAUGCGCUGCCAUGGCGUCCCCCUGGUCACCAUCAGCCGGGGCCGAGUCGUGUAUGAGAACGGUGUCUUCAUGUGUGCGGAGGGCACUGGCAAGUUCUAUCCCCUGAGGUCCUUCCCGGACACUGUCUACAAGAAGCUAGUCCAGAGAGAAAAGACCUUAAAGGUUAAGGGAGUGGACCGAACUCCCUACCUGGGAGAUGUCGCCGUUGUCGUCCAUCCUGGGAAGAAGGAGAUGGGAACGCCCCUCGCAGACACUCCCACCCGGCCUGUUACCCGACACGGGGGCAUGAGAGACCUUCAUGAGUCCAGCUUCAGCCUCUCUGGUUCUCAAAUCGAUGACCAUGUUCCAAAGCGAGCUUCGGCUCGGAUCCUCGCUCCCCCUGGAGGCAGGUCAAGCGGCAUUUGGUAAAGGCACUGACCAGCCCCCCAAGUGAGGACGCACCGCUGCCACCAGCCCGCACACCCUCCGGCCACGGCUGCAGGGGGCGGGAGAGGCUGCGCUGGGCGGCGUACCACCUGAGGGGGGCCACGGGACCCGGGGGGGCCCUCCCCAUGUCUGACACGUGAUUCACU
Enhydra lutris kenyoni (northern sea otter) is the source of this 1859-nucleotide messenger RNA. Its product is annotated as dihydropyrimidinase like 5. Gene Ontology annotation, cellular component: cytoplasm; cytosol. NCBI's taxonomy places the organism in Eukaryota, Metazoa, Chordata, Mammalia, Carnivora, Mustelidae. Bases 1 to 1695 code for a protein of 564 amino acids. The record is from RefSeq and is a predicted model, not a curated record. The transcript is spliced from 12 exons. Gene Ontology annotation, molecular function: hydrolase activity, acting on carbon-nitrogen (but not peptide) bonds, in cyclic amides.